GUUUCUCCCCAAUUUUUCUUGUGGGGGAACACAAUCUAUAGAUAUCCAAGAAAAAUCAAACCACUUGUGACCCACAAGCUGCCUCAAAAGGCCCAUAAAUAUCAGGAUCUUUAUUUCCUUCAAGUUCAUAUGCAUAUCCAUGCAACUCAAGAUGAUGACUCCAAUGGCUACAUUGCUUCCACUUCUCUUCCUCCUAUUCUCAAUUUCAUCAGCAGCUUCUUCACCUCAUGCUCAUGACGAUUUCAUUCACUGUCUUUCCCUUCAUUCCUCAAACUCCAACUCAAUCUCCAAGCUAGUUUACACUCCACACAAUCAAUCCUAUGAGUCUGUAUUGGAAUCUUCGGUAAGGAACCUCCGAUUCACUUUACCCAAAACCCCGAAACCUGUAGUGAUUGUUACACCAUUGCACGAAUCCGAAAUCCAGGCAGCCAUUCACUGCUCUAAACAAACUGGCUUGCCAAUUAGGGUUCGAAGUGGGGGGCAUGACUAUGAAGGUCUCUCCUAUGUUUCCCAUGAAUCUCCAUACGCGGUCAUUGAUCUACAAAACUUCGAUUCUGUCGAUGUGGAUGUUGAAAACAGAACUGCAUGGGUUCAAGUCGGCACAACUCUUGGCCGGCUUUAUUACCGAAUCGCCGAGAAAAGCAAAACUCUUGCCUUCCCUGCCGGAGUUUGCCCCACAGUUGGAGUGGGAGGACACUUCAGCGGGGGAGGCUAUGGCAUGAUCUCGCGUAAACACGGCCUGGCUAUCGAUAACAUCAUCGAUGCUCGAUUGAUCGAUGUUAAUGGCCGAAUUCUCGACAGAAAAGCCAUGGGAGAAGACCUUUUCUGGGCCAUUAGAGGAGGUGGAGGUGCUAGCUUCGGUGUCAUUCUUUCCUGGAAAAUAAACCUAGUUCCUGUUCCAAAAAACGUCACUGUUUUUACCGUAAACCGAAGCUCAGAACAGAAUGCAACCCAACUCAUAGACAGGUGGCAAAACAUCGCAGACAAGGUUGACGAUGAUCUUUUAAUCAGACUCUACAUAAGCGGCACGAAUUCCAGUCAAGAUGGAAAGAAAUCAAUCCAGGCAUCGUUCGUUUCCAUGUACCUUGGCGGAAUCGAAAAGCUCCUGCCAUUGAUGCAAGAAAGCUUCCCCGAGCUGGGUUUAGCGAGAGAAGACUGCACCGAAAUGAGCUGGAUCGAGUCGAUACUCUAUUUCGCAGGAUACAGCGGGGAAUCCCUCGAAAUUUUGUUGAACAGGACAUCCUCACUGGCCUAUUUCAAAGGAAAAUCGGACUAUCUCACAGAACCCAUUUCUGAAAAAGGCUUGAACGUGAUAUACAAAAUGAUUAAUGAAGGAAACUUGGAAACAUCCGAAGUUUUAUUCAGCCCAUAUGGUGGAAGAAUAAGUGAGGUUUCGGAAUCCGAUACACCGUUUCCUCACAGAUCUGGCACUUUAUGCAACAUCCACUACGCUGCGGUCUGGGAACAAGAAGGAGCAGAAGCGUUUAACAGGCAUAUGAAAUGGAUGAGAAAGCUUUACAAGGAGAUGGCUCCUUAUGUUUCCAAAUCCCCGAGAGCUGCAUAUCUGAAUUACAGAGAUCUUGACUUGGGAGUGAACGGCAAAGGCAAUUAUACUAGCUACGCACAAGCCAGCAUUUGGGGCAUUAGGUAUUUCAGUAACAACUUUAGAAGAUUGGCUCAGGUGAAGACGAAGGUUGAUCCCAGUAACUUCUUCAGGAAUGAACAAAGCAUUCCAGUCUUAGCAUGAUUGAUCGAUAUUCGAUGCUGCUGGUAGAAUAAAAAGGAAAAUAUUAACUAUAGCUAGCUAGGAUUGAAGAUUGUGUUAACGUUUAAUUUAUUACAUAUAUGUUGUUCAAAUGAAAUAAGUGGUCGGUGGUAUCACUACAUAAUUGAUUAUUAAUUCAUGUAAUUUGAUCUCAAUAA
Molecule: messenger RNA, 1923 nt
Organism: Diospyros lotus (date-plum)
Lineage: Eukaryota; Viridiplantae; Streptophyta; Magnoliopsida; Ericales; Ebenaceae
Product: berberine bridge enzyme-like 18
Exons: 1
Coding region: 140-1747 (535 amino acids)
Molecular function (GO): FAD binding; oxidoreductase activity
Source: RefSeq, a predicted model, not a curated record